Molecule: messenger RNA, 1022 nt
Organism: Clarias gariepinus (North African catfish)
Lineage: Eukaryota; Metazoa; Chordata; Actinopteri; Siluriformes; Clariidae
Product: hepatitis A virus cellular receptor 1-like
Exons: 3
Coding region: 35-832 (265 amino acids)
Source: RefSeq, a predicted model, not a curated record
UCAUUGCAACGAUUUUACCCCUGAUAUUGUGAAUAUGGCUGGAAUUAGUUUAAUAAAUGCCUUUCUUUGCUCUUUUGUAGUUUUUUGGGAAGCUGGUGCAACUACCCCUAAUCCAUAUGUGACGACUGCUACAACCCCUCAAGAUUUUUGGGGAACUGAUGCAACAACCACUAACCCAUAUGUGAAUUCUACAACUUUCCAACCUGUUCCAAGCAGCAGUGAGGCUAAUGACUAUCCAAUUCAGUUUAGCCCUACAACUAUUGCACCAAUGGCCUCUACAACCCCUCAAGAUUUUUGGGGAACUGAUGCAACAACCACUAACCCAUAUGUGACGAAUACUACAACAUUUCAAUCUGAUCUGAACAUCAGGGAGGCAAUUGACCAAAGUCAGCAGUUUAAUGCUACGACUGUUGCACCAACAGCUCCAACCCCAGAGGUCACCCAGACCACGACGCCCCUUCCAACCCCAGAGGUCACCCAGACCACGACGCCCCUUCCAACCCCAGAGGUCACCCAGACCACGACGGCCCUUCCAACCCCAGAGGUCACCCAGACCACGACGGCCCUUCCAACCCCAGAGGUCACCCAGACCACGACGGCCCUUCCAACCCCAGAGGUCACCCAGACCACGACGGCCCUUCCAACCCCAGAGGUCACCCAGACCACGACGGCCCUUCCAACCCCAGAGGUCACCCAGACCACGACGGCCCUUCCAACCCCAGAGGUCACCCAGACCACGACGGCCCUUCCAACCCCAGAGGUCACCCAGACCACGACGGCCCUUCCAACCCCAGAGGUCACCCAGACCACGACGGCCCUUCCAACCCCUUAGUAUUUCAAAACAUUAAUUAGGAAGGCUAUGGUACGUCUUGCAGGCCAAUAUGUUGACCUGCUAAAGGUAUUUUCUAUGCUGUUUUGGUAAGUCUGUUAGCUUUUUUUUUUUUUUUUUUUUUUUUGUGAGCUUGCCACCAGGGGAGCACCCAAACGGUUUCAUCUACAUGAUUUGCAUGACAAAUGGCUGG